Molecule: messenger RNA, 3351 nt
Organism: Hippocampus zosterae (dwarf seahorse)
Lineage: Eukaryota; Metazoa; Chordata; Actinopteri; Syngnathiformes; Syngnathidae
Gene: eva1aa
Product: protein eva-1 homolog A
Exons: 4
Coding region: 1469-1936 (155 amino acids)
Molecular function (GO): carbohydrate binding
Source: RefSeq, a predicted model, not a curated record
UUUCAGCUUGUGGCUGGUUUCAGUUUUCUUCAUGCGCUGGAUGAAGAUGGAAGGAGAGAAUGAGAGAAGGAAGCGCGAGCGUGUUUGUGUUGACGUGAAGAAGCCGCGGGGGCAAAGGAAAAAAAAUCGCCGCACGUUUUCCGGGUCGUCCCGCAGCACCGCAAAUGUCAUGUUGUGACGGCGAUUUGCGAUUUUUCCGACUUCUAGCUUCACAUAAGAAUCAAAAGUUGAUCUGUUUUCAAAUGCGAAUUUAGAAAUCAAGUUUCACUUGACUUUCCCAUGGCGGCUAUUUUUACCCAACGUCUUUCAUAAACGCUGACCUGAACUGAGACCUGCAGAGGUUUUAAAAAAAUGUUUUUUAUUGACCUUCUGGAUAAAUUGGCCAAACCGUGCCGGUACACUUCACUAACCGUUUCCAGUUUUUUGCGUUUGUGAAAAAUGACUCCGACCAUAGUUCACUGGAGUCCCGCAUCCGUUUUUGUAACCGUUUCCUGACUGAUAUCGAUUUCAAUCACCCAAACCCCCCCCCCCAACCGUUUUGUUUUUGUUCCCCACGGUACAUUGUACAAGUAGGCUGGUUGAGCCUGUUGCGCACCAACCUUCCCCGUUUCAUCUGAAUGAAAUCCCCAGGUCAUUUCCUGUAGCUGCACACUGCCGCCUCUCUCUCUCUUUCUCUCUCUCUCUCUGCCCCCCCCCCCCAUUGUACCCCUCCCCUUUCCACAUCCCUCGGACUGCUAACACAGUCGAGUGUUGUGGAGGUGAACACUACGACAUGUCCGGCUUGUGUCUGCCGCUCUCCUCUUUCUCACUCUCUCGUUUUCUCUCUCACACACACCCUCCCUCCUUCUCUCGCUCACUGUCACAUUCCUGUCGUCUAAAGCCGGCUUGAACUCGAAACUGGAAGGAAGGCAACAGUAAAAAAAAAAAGAAAAAAAAAGACGGCUUCUUCCACCUCCACACUGGAUGAGAAGCGCUACGAGAGAGUCAGGAGUCACCUUCUUAAAGGGGGCUAUUCAUUUGUCUUCACCCCCCCCCCCCCUCCUCACCCCCUUGCUCGCUCGCUCCCUCACUUCGUUUUUUUCCCUUUUUUGGGCUCUGCUUUCGUUCUCCUCGGACCUCACGCCGGACUAUUCAAGUGUGAGCUUGUUUUCAAAGCGUGGGGAGUUUUUGCCAAGAGUGUCUUUUUCAAGAAAGUGACCGCCGGGACCUUGGAGGGGUGUUUCCGUUGCAACAAUGUGUGUUUCCAAAGAAGUUACUCCAGGAACAAAGCUCCAGAGCGCCAGCGUACUCCCCACCAUCUGGCGCCCAUGACCCCAACAUAGUGGGAGAUAGCCCUCCUGAGGGGACUUCAGUCAAACGGCCCAACGCUGUUCCAGAUCGGAAGCGCAUCAGAGAGACCAGCGCCGACCAGGAGAGGUAUCCCGAGGUUGGAAGAGGGGGAGGCGAGGCGCCCUUGAGGCCCCCGGAGAUGAAUCCCAUUAUGAACUCCACUUCCAGCUCCGGCAUGGCCCUCAUUAGCAACGCUCUGGCGGCCUACACAUACGUCUCAAAACACCCAGAGAGAGCGGCUCUCUUCUUUGUCUGUGGUGUCUGUCUGGGCCUCUUCCUUACCCUAUUCGCGCUGGUGGUCCAGAUCUCCUGUCGCACCGACUGCCAGCCGCCCCGCCGGCAAGCCGCCGCCAAGAAACGAGCGCGCCCCGCCGCCGACUCGUCGUCGGACUCCAGCGACUCCGACUCGGAUUGGGACGCCAACUCGGACCUGUCGGCGCGACGGCACCGGCGCUUCGAGCGCACGCUCAACAUGAACGUGUUCACCUCGGCCGAGGAGCUGGAGCGAGCGCAGCGGCUCGAGGAGAGGGAACGCAUCAUCAGGGAGAUCUGGAUGAACGGGCAGCCCGACGUCCCCGGCACGCGGAGUCUCAAUCGGUAUUACUGACCGCCGCUUUGGAUGGAACGCUUACUCGAACAAGACUUCGGAAGGCUCGCACCUGUCAACCAAUAAGGAGGUGUACUGCAAACUUGGGAAGAGAAUCCCCCCGCCCCCGAGGUCGUUGGCCUUCUCCUUUGGGUAUCGUAAUUUUCCCCCAGUUGUAGGAGUGUUUCCCCUCCGCUCUACCUCUCAGCUGGAGCGUACUGCCGGAAGCGAGGGGCCUCGCCCAUGACCCCAAGGAAGCCCUUUUUUUGAAGUAAGGCCCUUCGGUUUUUAGCUUCCUAGGACCCGUACAGGCCUGUGGAGACUUGACGGUGAUUAAAGAGGCGAACAAGGCAUCAGGCAGCUGCAACACUUGGAUCUUUAGCCAGCAUUUAAGCCCAAAAUGUGUACAUGACAAUCUUUUUUUUUUCUCCCGCCCCCACAGAGGAUGCUGCCUUUUACAAAACCAAAAUAUAUUUCCUUCACCCUCCCCCCAAAUCCCCCAUCCCCUAACCCUUAUGAAAUCUAUUUUAUAAUAUUUAAUAGUUUAUUGAUUUUUGUGUAUUUUGGUUCUCGCGUAUGCUUUAUUAUGAGAUAUUUUUAUACUUGGCAAAGGUUGUCCGGCGCCUCAGGGAUCCAAUCCUACAGUGUCUGUGUGUUUUUGCCUUCUAAGAGGGGAGGAGGGGUCAGCCCCCUUUUUUUUUUUUUAAUCAUGUACGUCAGCCUCUAGCAGUUAAAGAGAUACGAUAUGAUACAGAGAGCCUCAAAGAGGUUUUUAGUGAUUUAACCGUAUUUUUGAUACAGGAUAUGAAACUCACAGUGCAGUGCCUUUUCAAACUAUGAGGUCUCUCACAGGGUCUGAUGACUAGAAAUACCAAAUCAUUGAGCGUAGUUCCUUCUGGUUGUUUUCGGUUGAGUUUGCUUCAGUGAAACACCGAUUGAACAGGACCCGUAUCCGGAAGUAUCCGUCGCUGUGUGAUGAAAAUCACAUCGGCCAUGUUCGUAUAAGCUAUUUACAAUCCAGUUCUGUUUGUGCUUCUCUGAUUUCAAGUGUAGAAAUAACCAUAUUUUUCUUUCAUAGUUUUUAUUUUUAUUUUUUUAACUUGAGAGGUGAGUAACGGAUAGCACGCAGGACAUAUUAGGGUCACCCACAUUGGGACAGCCUGUCUAUGCUGUAUCAUUUUUAGAACAUUUCUUGUUUUCAUUUGGACAUGAACAUGCCGAUAGCUGACCAACACGAGGGCAGGAGCUGACUCCUGUGUUUGAAAUAAACGUUUCAUAAAUAUGUCUUCUGAUAUUUUGAGUCCAUCUAUCUAUUAUUUCUAAUGCUUCUCAUUUAUUCAGCGUCGUGGGUCUCCUGGAGCCGAACCCAUCAAACUUUGAGCAAGAGACUAGGGAUAGCCUCAACUGGUAUCCAGCCAAUCACAAUACAAAACAAA